UUUACCCGCUGAGUAUGGCGGACGAACGGCCUCUGACGAUCUUGAAGUUCGUUUCAUAAUAUUAUAACGAAGCAGGACUCAGCUUAAGCUAUGGCAGACCUGACAUCUGCAGUCGUUCGGCUAGGAUCUACUCGGUCGUGCUUUAUUGCUGUCUCGGCCGAGUUUGCUCGAAGCAUAGGGCACUCCGUGACGGAGGGACAGCAGCAUUCUAUUGUGGCAUUUGUGAUGCAAUGGCCCGGCAAAACAAUGAACUUGAGCUGGUCUGGUGCUGUUGUCAACACUGCAGCCCAGGGCCAUGAGUUGCAAGCUACUGUAGAAAUCAACAGAAAACUUGCCAAGUUAAAUGGCUUGCAUGAUGGCCAGCAGGUUGUGCUAAAAAGAAUAACCUCAAUCCCAUCAUGCAUGAGGAUGUAUGUGGACCCUCUUUCAGCAGAUGAUUGGGAGAUAGUGGAACUACAUGCAGGAAAGCUAGAGGCAAGCCUCCUUGACCAGGUUCGAGUGGUUGGGUGUGGUCAGCUCUUGCCUGUAUUCAUCGACAGAAGUACUUCCAUUACUAUUGUUGUCAAAGCCACAGAGCCUAGCUUGCCAUGUGUCUUGCUAGAGCAGAUGACAGAGGUAAUUAUUUCACCAAGAAAUCGCAUGCAGCAACAAGUUGAAAUGCCAUUACAGACAACUAUAGACCACCACAAAGAUAACAUCCCAAAGAGAAGCAGCAUGCCUCCAGGAAAAGUCUCUUCCAUAGAAACCCAGGACAGUUCUUUGUCAAGAGUGUUUGAAUAUUUGAGGUGGCUUGCGUAUGGUGAGAACAACCAAGUGACUGAAUCUAUACCUGAUGAUGUUUCACCAUGUCAAACAGAGCCAUCAAGUUCAUCAGGCAAGUUAGCUGAAGGAAAUCAAGAUGAAGCUUGUUGUGAACAAAUUUUCAAAACAGCAAAUAUAGACAUGACCUUUAGAGUUCAAAGGUCUACAGAAAUCUUGUAUGGAAUGGCCAACAAACCAUGCAAACACAGGAAGAGAUUACAACUAUGUAUGUCCCAGCCAAAUGCAGCCUUCCUGGAUGCUACAUCACUUCCACAGGAACUUUUGCAAUGUGAGCAAUUUCAUGCUUGGAGAAAGAGUUGUUUAGGCUGGACUAAGAUUGUGCUAUUACAGAAGAUUUUAUCUCCUUCUGAGAAAGCAAGACUUUUAAGUGACAAAAAGACAAAAAACGAGGCUGCAGGUGAACAGAAGCAAAGCCAUAAGAAGGAUAAUCCAGCUCAAACUUCGCAAGAAAACAUAGCAUUUGGUCCAAAAGCCGUCGUUAAACUUGUUCUCACUGAAAAUCACCACCAAUGUGUGCCCAAAGACGAAACAUGGAAAGGAUCCGUGAUUAUCCCGGGUGUAGAAUGCAAAGGUAAUGCGUUAGAACAUGAAUCAGUAAGCUGUAACAGAGGAGAGACAUAUGCCACACUGCAACGCCCAGACAGAGGGUCAUCUGCCACAGUGCCACGCCCACAAAGAGAGCCAUGUGCUACAAUACUAUCCCAAGAAGGGAGAAAUGGAACCCAAGCUGCCUUUCCUGUGACUAGCAUCCCAAAUGAGUCUGUUCACCAGGGCCAUGUACUUCUUCAUAAACAAUUACAACAAGAUCUCGGCUGCAUAUUAGGAUCCUCUUUGCGAAUUACACAUAUUGAUCAUGGACCAGAUAUAACAAAGGGAAUUAUUCUCCACGUUGAAAGCAAGGCAAACGAGUGCUUAAAGGAUUCUGGUCCUAUCGUGCAGGCCUUUAAGGAAUGGGUCUUAUCUGUAAGCAGUGAUGAGUGCCCUCUUGUCCUGGGGGACACUAUGAAAGUGGAUUUCAGUUUUGAAGGUAUUACUCAUCCUGUCGUGGUGUCCAUCUUAAGCCAGUGUCCUGCACCCACGCAACAUGUACCUUACUUUUUGCUCAGUCCAGACACACUGCAGAGGGUCUCAGUUGUUGUUGAUUGCCAGAUGGAGCAUAUCCGCCAGCCGUUAGCUUGCCAGGAUGUUGAACCGAAGCUCAAGUGCAGUAUUCAAGACUUGGGUGGUGUGACAGCAGUAUUCACCAAGUGCCUGGAACGCAUCCUGUCCUGCCUGGACUUCACUGGACUUCCUGGUCACCUCAGUAGCAAGACUAGCGUAAGCUCCAGAGCCUUGCUUAUCCAUGGGUGUGGUCGAACCUCGCUUGCGCAUGCGCUAUGCUCUCGUCUCGGUCAGUGGCCUGUGUGUGCACAUGUGGUUGUCGUCAACUGCAUCCAUCUCAGGGCUAAACGUGUUGAGGCGGUACAGAAGCAUUUGCAACAGGCUUUUACCGAAGCAGCGUGGUACCAGCAGAGUGUGCUCCUAUUGGAUGAUCUCGAUCAUGUGGUGUCUUCUCCAGGCCCCAUGCAGGAGGCAGGCGGAGAGGGACUGUACAGACUGAGGCUUGCCCAAGUUUUCAAAGAUAUGGUUGCAAAUGAAAUCGCUAGCAAUGGCAAAGUCGCUGUCAUAGCAACGAGCGAAUCACGUGACUCUCUGCACGGUGCUCUGUUGUCGUCACGUGGCUGUCACGUGUUCGAAAAUAUUGUAGAGCUCAGUCUCCCAGACGAGCGCCAGCGUUUGGACAUGCUCUCUGCCUUGGCUAAAAGGAAACUUCGUGGUGCAUGCGCCGAUAACCUGGAUAUGAGUUUGGUGGCAAAGAAAGCGGACGGAUUUUCUCCCAAAGAUCUCAACUCUUUGGUAGACCGCGCACUACACUUCGCUUCCGUCAGGCAGUUAGAUAAAGACCCUGUAACCGUGAGCAACUCCGAUAUUGAACAGGCCAUCACGGGAUUUGUACCCGCAGCGUUGCGAGGCGUCCCGUUACACCAGGCCGGGCACCUUGGGUGGGAAAACGUGGGUGGCCUGGGUACAGUCAAGGGCGUUCUCCAGGAAACUCUUCUCUGGCCUAGCAAGUUCGCUGGGCUCUUCGCAAAGUGCCCUUUACGCCUGCGUGGUGGUCUCCUUCUCUACGGACCCCCAGGCACUGGCAAAACACUGCUGGCCGGUGUUGUAGCUAAGGAGUGCGGGCUCAACUUCAUAAGUAUCAAGGGACCCGAGUUACUGAGCAAGUAUAUCGGCGCGAGCGAACAAGCGGUCAGAGAUAUGUUCACACGCGCUCAAAGCGCAAAACCCUGCAUUCUUUUCUUUGACGAGUUUGACUCCCUCGCUCCUCGCCGUGGGCAUGACAGUACUGGUGUGACUGACCGAGUGGUGAACCAGCUGCUUACCCAGUUGGAUGGUGUGGAGGGUCUAAAGGGUGUGUACAUCCUGGCCGCUACCAGUAGACCAGACCUUAUUGACCCUGCCCUUCUACGACCAGGAAGGCUGGACAAGUGUGUCUACUGUCCCAUACCAGACCAGGGUGAUAGAAGAGAGGUGUUCCGCGCCUUGUCACAUGACCUGCCUUUGGCUGAUGACAUCGAUUUGGACUCCAUAUCAGACUCGUGUCACCACUUCACCGGCGCAGAUAUCAAGGCCUUACUAUAUAAUUCCCAGUUAGAGGCAAUCCACCGAACCACAAGCAAAAUAAAGCUUUACGGAGGUGCCCUAGAUGGCGCUACUUGCCUUAGGGAAAAUAUCGAUGGAGCUGAACAAGCCCCUAGGGACGCUUCUAAGUUAUCGGAGCGAGGCCAUAGGAGCGAUACUGAUGCACCGGGACAUGAGGACGGGAGUAAAGGAUCUCGGAAAGGCGUCAUUAUGCUGACCGUGGGGGGAGGGGUGCAGAGUGUAACGGCUGAGGAUGCUCAGGGGAUUGAGGCUGAGAUAUGUGCGCUAAACUCAUUUCAGCCCGAGCCGCGAGUCACAACUAAUACCAAUGUCAACAUUAAAAGACCGCUGACGAUAAUCCCGGCGGAUAUACUGCGGGCGCGAGCUGGUAUUAGUCCCUCUGUGUCAGAACAUGAACGCCUGAGAUACCAGCACAUAUACGAGUCGUUCGUGACGUCACGCGGAGGGGACUUGCAGCCUGAGAAACUGGGUCACGGCCGCGCAACAUUAGCAUAGAAACAGUAGAAAAGUAUCAAUCGUACACCUUAAAUGACGCAAAUAAAUCUCUUUACAUACAA
This is a messenger RNA of Nematostella vectensis (starlet sea anemone), 4085 nucleotides long. RefSeq names its product peroxisome biogenesis factor 1. The transcript has 18 exons. Gene Ontology annotation, biological process: protein import into peroxisome matrix. Gene Ontology annotation, cellular component: peroxisomal membrane; peroxisome; cytosol. Lineage: Eukaryota; Metazoa; Cnidaria; Anthozoa; Actiniaria; Edwardsiidae. The coding region runs from base 91 to 4023 and encodes 1310 amino acids. Gene Ontology annotation, molecular function: ATP binding; ATP hydrolysis activity. The record is from RefSeq and is a predicted model, not a curated record.